AAGAUACAUACAAUGAAUAUAUAACUUAGAAAUAAGAGUGUUGCUUCCCAAGUGCGUUAUGCGCUCAUCACAAUCACAUAAAAUAUUUAUAUGAACAUAUGUAUAUCAUGUAAAACGUGUCACCAAGUUAGUUACUUUUAGUUUUGACUUGACAUCAAAACCAAACGCGUUAGUUGACAGUAUCAAAAUUAUGUGAAUAACAUGUCCCUACCAAGUUCCAACCAUUUUUGGUUCUGACACAUCAGGAAAUGUUUCGAGCGCGCGGGAAUUUUCAUGGAACGUCUACUCUUGUCACACAUUGACACCUACAAAGAUAUAUAACGUUUUAAUAUAACGCAGAUGGCUGUACAUUGGUCUGCGAAAAUGUUAACGACAAUUUUACUCGAUUUUACAAUUAUCAAUCUUUAUCACGCACACAAUUUGAAAGUUUCGUGCGCACGGUGUAAACGAUGCGCUUGCAAAAUGUACAGCGAGUCGCCUGGCGACAGUUGGCUGGGGUGCCUCGGACGCGGGGGUGCAACGCGGGUUACGAAUUCGUCGCGCGUGUUUCGACGGGACAAGAGAACGGACACGCGCGCCCGUUCUACGUGGAGCAUCAUGUUGUCAUCGUCGUCGGGUGGUCUUUCCAUUUUCCCGUUCCGCUCGUAGUCCGGCGUGCCUAUGAGUUGCGCGCGAGCACUCGCAUGCGGGUGCAUGUGCCGCUGGAUGUAAACGCUUGCGCAGACGUCGAGCAUCGCCAGACAGCUCGCCGCGACGGGUGCAUCCCGCGGCAGUUCGCGGUCGUCUUCUAAGGCAGGCUCAUUAGUUGCUCCAGCAUCCGGCCGCGACAGAUACACAUUUUCAUACGUUCCUCGUUACUCUCGCGUGCGAUCCAUCUCCCCUGUCCUCCCAUUCCUCCCCCUGUCCUUCAGAUUAAGCACUCCAAUUUCACCCUCGUUCCCUCUCGAUCACCUUCUCGAGUCUCGGUUCGGAGGGUGGUUUCGCUCGGAUGGUCUUUGGUGCACGUGCGAGUCGCGCUGCGCUGGACCACGCGCGUUCUCCAGUUCGUGAUCGACGCACGUGAACACCGUGGAUAUCGUUGUGAUUCCCGAGAUCGAUGCCGGCUUCGAGAGAGCGUGCUGCUACUGUCGUUCUAGAGUUUAUCUUACGGUACCCGGCCGCACCGGAAGUCGCGUCCCAUGGAUGGUGUCUAGCUUUCGACGAUUUCGAGCGACCGUUUCUGAGAUCGUUCGCGUGAACCGGUAAAGUUCAUAAGUUCAACCGAUCGUGGUGCACCCCCUCGCAUGAACCCCGACAAGUUGCUGCGGCCUGAGCGCGGAAAGGUCUAGGUUGCCAAAGCCGAGCAGAACGAAGCGACGUCCGCCGCGAGCCGGACGGGGAGGACGCGUAGGCGUCGGGGUUGAUCGGGGUCGUCGACACGACGCCAGGCGCGGCGGGGAAGAGGAGGACGACGGGGGCGACGGUGCGCUUACGCUAGCGUUUCGGCUGAUGGUCGAAACGCCGAUCCGCCACUUGACGCUCAAGUUCUCGAUGCUGCAGCCACCGUCUCCCCUCCUGGAGAUGGCGUCUCUGCGUCUACCGGACUCGGAGGAGUUCGACGUCGACACGCGCCGCAGGAGCAACAACGGCAACGUGCCGGUCACGACAGUCGCGUCCGCGCCGCCGGGUACCGGUGCCUUGUUGCAGAUGAGGAACGAUCUUGGCGAUUACCUCAGCAACCUGAUCACGGAGGCGAUCGCGACGACAAGUCCGCGAGCCACCAUGGAGGACCAGAUCCACGGACUGUUCAACGCUAGCAAGACCAAUCUAUCAGCGAUCGAGCAAACGCCCGAUCGGCUCUACAGGCACAGCAUGGCCAUGUCGGCGGUCUAUUGCGUGGCUUAUGUGGUCGUCUUCGUGGUCGGCUUGAUCGGCAACAGUUUUGUCAUCGCCGUGGUGUAUCGGUCGCCCCGCAUGCGGACCGUCACGAACUUCUUCAUCGUCAAUCUCGCGGUGGCCGACGUGCUCGUCAUCGUCUUCUGCCUGCCAGCCACGUUGAUGAGCAAUAUCUUUGUGCCGUGGAUCCUGGGAUGGUUCAUGUGCAAAGCGGUCGCUUACAUACAGGGGGUCUCCGUAGCAGCUUCCGUCUACAGCCUGGUCGCGGUGUCUCUAGACAGAUUUUUGGCGAUCUGGUGGCCGCUGAAGUGUCAAAUCACGAAACGGCGUGCUCGCAUGAUGAUCGUCGUGAUCUGGUUCAUCGCUCUGACGAUGACGUCGCCCUGGCUGCUGUUCUUCGACUUGGUCUCCAUCUACGACGAUGAUCCCGAUCUGCGGCUCUGUCUGGAAACAUGGCCACAUCCUGAGGAUGGCUCGCUGUUCUUUCUGAUCGGCAACCUGACCCUCUGUUACGUGCUGCCAAUGAUUCUCAUAUCGCUCUGCUACAUUCUCAUAUGGAUCAAGGUGUGGCGCAGGCAUAUACCCACAGACACCAAGGACGCUCAGAUGGAGAGAAUCCAGCAGAAGUCGAAGGUGAAGGUGGUGAAAAUGCUGGUCGUGGUCGUGAUACUCUUCGUCCUCUCGUGGCUGCCUCUCUACGUGAUCUUCGCCGUGAUCAAGCUGGGCGGUGACGUGGCGGAGAGGGAGGACGAGAUCCUGCCGAUCGCCACGCCGAUCGCUCAGUGGUUGGGCGCCAGCAACUCCUGCAUCAAUCCGAUCCUCUACGCGUUCUUCAACAAGAAGUAUCGGCGUGGCUUCAUCGCCAUCUUGAAGAGCGGUCGGUGCUGCGGCAAGCUCAGGUAUUACGAGACCGUCGCGAUGAUGUCCUCCUCGACGAGCAUGAGGAAGUCCUCCUACUACGUCAACAACAAUAACAACAACAACAACAACAACUCGUCGACAAGACGCGUUUGGCACGGGCCGCCUGUUCAUCAGGACAGCAAUGUCUCCUACAUAUUCAAUCACACUGGCGUGUAAUCAAGGCCAGUGAGUCGAGGAUGUCCUGAAGUAGCCUCGCUUAAUGGUGCAAAUUAAUACACCUGGCCGACCAUGGGAAUAAACCGAAGAGCACGCGGUGGCCUCUGCGUCUCAACCGGUCACUCUGAUGCACGGUUGAACCCAGAAUCUGGCCGAAGUCCGCCGGUUCGAGAAUUAUGGGUCAUCCCCUGGGUGAUCGACGUGAUCGUUAAUCGAACCGGAAAUUGCUGACGGCGAAGACGAGCGGGAGGGAAAGGAAUUGAGAGCAUCUUUUCCGACGAGCCACACGGAACGAUCGUCGCCCUGCCGGUGUCGAGACGACGUCCUUCGGAUUUUGUCAUAGCGUUGCCACUACACGUAUAUGUAUAUUACUAGUUGUUAAGAAGUGUUUGCCGCUGCAGCCACGCCGCGGUUGUGCGAUUGUUCGCCCAACGACACGACAAAAUAGCUUUCUAGGUGAUCCGAAGACGCGAGGGCGGAGCUACGCUUUAACAACCCUUAGAGUUUCUUCUAUGUCGAGAUAUUUGUACGCCAUUUCGAGAAUACGUUUGUGUGAGAACGGGAAAUAUAUGUGUAUACAGGGUGUCCCAUUUUAUAUUUGUCAGUAAAAAUGGCCGCCAUGAUG
Molecule: messenger RNA, 3577 nt
Organism: Ooceraea biroi (clonal raider ant)
Lineage: Eukaryota; Metazoa; Arthropoda; Insecta; Hymenoptera; Formicidae
Gene: SIFR
Product: SIFamide receptor
Biological process (GO): cellular response to hormone stimulus; G protein-coupled receptor signaling pathway
Cellular component (GO): plasma membrane
Molecular function (GO): neuropeptide Y receptor activity; peptide binding
Source: RefSeq, a predicted model, not a curated record